AUGGUUUUCACUCCGCGCAAACGCGCUACGCCCACCAAAACAUUCGACAACACAUGGAACGAGACCGACGCUGCAUUCCUCACUCCGAGUGCUCUCCCGGUUUCCAAAGUGCCGCGCGCAUGGGAGCGAAGACAGGAAGUAAAGAGAGUGGGUGGAGGAAAGGAGAAGAAGAUCUGGCGGAGAUUUGAUCCCAGGGCGCGUGCCGACGACACACCACAGGAGUCAGAAGAUGAGGAGGAACAAGAUGCGCGUUCAAGGCCUGUGAAGAGGCGGCAACACAUGAGUCCCAAAGCUAUGGAGAAGUCCACAAGUAGACUUGGCAAGAAGCGCGCGUUCAAGGCGACGCGCUGGGACCGGAGGAAGAGCGUUUUGCCAAGGAAAAGAGCGACCCAGAUUGGAGACUCCGUAAUCAGCGCAAACGACGAAGCACACAGCGAAGAGGAAGAAGAUGAUACUCACAACAUGGAAGGCGAGGACAGCUUUGAGACAAUCGCAGAUGGAGAUGAACACAUGGAGCCUGUAGAAGACGACGGAUCGACUUUCACGUUUGCAGCGGAUGCGUCGACGGCCGGAGCCCCUGAUCAUGAGAGUGUAGGAGACGAACAAGACCCUGAAUUUGCCGAAGACGCGACGAUCGCGAAGCUGUUCCGUUCGCCACUCAAGCAGACGUCGACUACCUCAAACGCAUCGCCGGAGAAGGUCGAAUACCCAGAGCUACCCCUGAGCGACAGCCCAGAAGUGGAAACGGAAACUGUACUCACUGAAGAAACGAGUAAGGUCGUAGAGGAGACCAAUGCCGAGGAGAUUUCCACGAGGGGAAUCGAAGAGGAAGUUGUAACCCCGACUCAAGAGGUGGUCAGCGGCAAAAGCAACGAGACAGCGCCUGAAGAGGUGGAGCUAACGUCAGGGGUACCAGAUGCUGCGACAGAGCUUCAAUAUCCAGCUUUACCAUUAGAUGAUGCUGCCACUUCACCAACACCAGUGCUUGACGAAGAACUGAAUGAGGACGAGGAUGCUGAGUUAUCUGAAGUGGUCUUAGGCACAUUGGCAGGUGGAAUUCAGGACGACGGCAACACAAUGGAAGACGUGUCUAGCUCUCCUGAAGCAAGCGCCCAUGAAGACGAUUUUACGGAAGCCUCUCUACAGCUGAACAUACAACGAGAGUACCAAGCAGCCGUUGAAGAGCAUGCCCCCAGCCCCAAGAAAGAUGCGGCUCCUUCCGAGGUUGACAUGGCCGACGCACCUGUCGCAUCUACAGACAUUGCUGAUGGAUUGACGUUUUCAUUCACACCAACCAAACCGCAAUCGCCUGCUCCGCGUCGACUGCACUCCCCUCCGCCGCCGCCCCGCCCUGAGUCUGGACCCGACGAUGUUACCAUGACGGUUGCUAUCGACGAUGAUACGGCCAUCCUCAAGGACUUCCUCAACCGUGCUGCCGCAAGCAAAGCUGAGAAGGCUGCCGUUAUCACACACAAGAGAGAGUCGUUACAGAAUCGGAGAGACUCAGAUGUGGUCCGCCACGCCUUGGCCUCGCCCCGCAAGGUGCUCGAAGAAAAGGACCCGAACUCGCCUUCUAAGCAGCACACUGAAUUGACGCUGGAUCUAUCGCAGAUUCCAACACUAAACAAACCCGCUGAGACUCUUCAAUCGCCUAUUCCAGAUGCAGAGGAGACAGAAACUGCAGAGGAGAAGAGUGCACAAGCGGCUAGACGCUCUUCACGGAAGAAGAUCUCACGACUACCCGCUCCAGGACCGCCCAAGAUCAACAUCCGCCGUGCCGACGGUAACGAAGUAGUCGUACUCAAGAAGGACGACGCGAAAGUACUGGCUGACAUGACACGAAACAACACACGCAAGAACAAGCAAGGCGCUUUCUGCGUCACCGUCCGGUUGAUGAAGCUUGCAAUGGAUUCGUAUAAUCUGCCCCCUAUUGACGAUGCGGAGAAGGAGCCCAUCAUCGGCAAGAAUGUACGCUGGGACGAGACGUUGGCGUACUACCAGGAGAACCCAGACACUGUCGCAAAUGCCCUAGCUGAAGCAGAGUCAUUAUCCACUCCAGACGAACUGGGAAUGUCAGAUGCUCCUGAGCCAAAGAAGAAGAAGGAGAAGAUCAGCAAGGCGUCCACACCCAAGGUACGAAGAGUACGCGGUCUAGGAACAACAAAUGGUACGCCUGGCAAGGGUCUGCUCGCGCCUUCAGAUCUCCUCCCGGAGGCUGUACAAGAAGAAAAAGAAGCAUCGGACAAGCAAGCACCUAAAGCUAAGUCGACUAAAGUCAAGAAGAUGCCCGUUGCGUCUUCAACCUCUACGGGCAUCGACAGCAGUCUGUCUUCCAGCACAUCCGAUACCAAACUCCCCUCUCUCGACGUGACACCUGUGGGUAUACAGCCAGGAGCUCAACGGAAAAGUCGUCUCGCCGCACCAAAGAAAGUCGUACUACCGCAAACGCCAUCUUCCGCGAAAGCUGGAGACAAGGAGAAUGUAAAUCGUUCCGGUAUCAGCAUUCCUACGCCCAAGAAGGGACUUCCUGCUCCCAAGGUCGUUAUACCCGCUACCGCGAGCGUACCGGCAACUGUGGGCAUGGAGUCUGGGCUGCCGAGGCGGAGAGGAAGAAAGUAUUAG
Messenger RNA from Alternaria postmessia, 2622 nucleotides. RefSeq lists its product as uncharacterized. Bases 1 to 2622 code for a protein of 873 amino acids. The transcript is spliced from 2 exons. Lineage: Eukaryota; Fungi; Ascomycota; Dothideomycetes; Pleosporales; Pleosporaceae. The record is from RefSeq and is a predicted model, not a curated record.